AGCCGUAAGGUCUUGAAUUCGGAUUCCUACAAGGCCGAGUUAUCUAUCAACAGGGUAAGCCUCGUAAAAGACGAUGCAGAAGGAUCGAAACGAUCUUGGAGCAGUUGUUGUUCAACAUGAACUAACAUUUUGUAUUGUUGGUUCAAAGAUUAAGAGAUUUUUCAGUAUUUAUUCAAUUCAUUAACACAGUGAAUUGAUUAAAUGUCUCUUAACUCUGGUUAAGCGAUAUGCGUUUUCACUUUUAAGUUGUACUAUUCGUAAAGGAUACAUUGUUCGAUUUGAUGUAAACACCAGGGUACGAGCAAAUAUUUUUUUCGGAUAGGCGGACUAAAUGUACUUUAGAUUUCUACUUGAAAGUUUAUAGCAUGUCUGAAUCAUGCAUUUAUGUGCAA
Messenger RNA from Capsicum annuum, 392 nucleotides. RefSeq names its product ras-related protein RABA5b-like. The record is from RefSeq and is a predicted model, not a curated record. Gene Ontology annotation, cellular component: endosome. Gene Ontology annotation, molecular function: GTPase activity; GTP binding. Lineage: Eukaryota; Viridiplantae; Streptophyta; Magnoliopsida; Solanales; Solanaceae.